Oreochromis niloticus (Nile tilapia) is the source of this 1644-nucleotide messenger RNA. RefSeq lists its product as uncharacterized. The transcript is spliced from 3 exons. NCBI's taxonomy places the organism in Eukaryota, Metazoa, Chordata, Actinopteri, Cichliformes, Cichlidae. The record is from RefSeq and is a predicted model, not a curated record. The coding region runs from base 262 to 1644 and encodes 460 amino acids.
AUUCCCUGAUUACUCCCUCUGCGUAUUUAAGCCCUGUGUUUUCCUGUGCUCUCUGUCGCGUUCUACCGUUUACUUAGCUGUGUGUUCUGUUAGUCCUCUGGUUUAAGUUUAUUUUGAUUUUUUCCAGUCAUGUUAUGUUACCCCUUUUUGAGUUCAGUAUUAAAGCUGUUUUGAGUUCACCUUUGGUCUCCGGAGUCUGCACCUUGGGUCCUAUUCCUGUCUGCACACAGCCUGUACCUAACAGAAGAACGCGACCAUACUAUGGACCCAGCAGACUCCGUUUGGUAUCGGCGACCCGCAGUUUCUGCCUUCCUCAAGGAGAGCGUGAGGCAGGAGGCUAAGCAUGCCCAGGAGCUCCAGUCACCCUUCUAUGGGUCUCGUUUGGCUUUUGGAGGGCCCCGCAGCCUCCAAACUGCCAUGGCCACGGCCGAGCCGGCGCCUAUGCCUCGGGCGAUCAGAUUGAGCACGUGCUCAUUCUCUCCAGUCGCUACACCUCCGCCUCCACCCCUGGAUUACCAGUCCGACAAGAAGGUUAAGCGGCGGAGGAAGAGGGAUUACGUGACGCCGGACGUUAGACUCACUCCGCUGCAAUCCUUCGCUCUGUUUUUGGGUCUGCCACGUUCUGAGCUUCACAAACUCUCUGCUUCCUCGUCGCAGCCCGGUCUUUUGGAGGGUUCGCAGCCCAGUUUGCCACCUCCCACUUCCCGGAGAAAGCGACGUUCACGCAGUCGCCACUCUGUCUCUGCUGAGCCACUCCCCGUGGUGAGUUAUAAUGACUGUUUUCAUUCUGCUCCCUCUAAGCUGGAAAAAGACAAUCAUAUGAACACUGCUAAAACUGAGACCAUUAAGACUAUUACACAUGGUGGUGGUAGGAAGCUAAAAAACAUUUUAGAGGAUUCUGUGUUUUCUGACCCUGCUCCUUCGCCCAGUUGUGUUCCUGCUCCCAGGGCGGCUCGGGCCCAGCAUUCCCCUGCACCUGUUUCAGUGCUUCAGGUGAGGGAGGCUGAGGUCCAGCUGGUCCCUGCUCCGGUGCCUGUCGCGGCACCCGUACCUUCUCCUCGGGUGGGAGAGGCCGGUAUCCGGCAGGUACCUGCACCUGUUUCUGACCUCGCUGGAGGCUCAGGUGAGCCCGUCCAGCGAUUUUCUUCAGGUUCUGGAGGCUCAGGGGAACUAGCUCAGCUUACUGCUAAUCCACCACCUAACCCACCAUUACUACCAUCUGCCAUCACCUGCGGCUCCCACGCCGUCACCUUGUCCAGCUACGGCUUCGGCUUCGUCCUCGCCUGGUCCAGCUACGGCUUCAGCUCCGCCGUCGUCUGGUCCAGCUUCAGCGUCGCCUGCAGCGUCACCCUCGCCCGCUUCGCUUGGUCCUGCCUCGGCCACGCCGACGUCCGGACCACAUCCUGCGCCUCUACAGCGCCGGCCUCCUUCCAGGCCUCUGAUUACACGUCCUGGGCCUGCUCGUCCUGCUCGUCCUGCUCGUCCUGUCCGGCCUGCUCGUCCUGCUCGUCCUGUCCGGCCUGCUCGGCCUGCUCGUCCUGCCCGGCCUGCUCGUCCUGCACAUCCUGUCCGGCCUGCUCGUCCUUUCUGGCCGCUUUCCAAGCCGAUGAUUGGACGUCCUCGCCGUCGUGGACGGCCUCCUGA